Molecule: messenger RNA, 1799 nt
Organism: Leucoraja erinaceus (little skate)
Lineage: Eukaryota; Metazoa; Chordata; Chondrichthyes; Rajiformes; Rajidae
Product: vesicle transport protein SEC20-like
Exons: 6
Coding region: 115-780 (221 amino acids)
Biological process (GO): retrograde vesicle-mediated transport, Golgi to endoplasmic reticulum
Cellular component (GO): SNARE complex; endoplasmic reticulum
Molecular function (GO): SNAP receptor activity
Source: RefSeq, a predicted model, not a curated record
GUUCUCCGCACACUUCCUUCAGACGGCAAGCGGCGGACGCUGUAGUCCCUGGGUAAAACAUGGCGGCGGCCCAGGAUGUUCACGUCAGGAUCUGUGCGCAGGAAAUAAUUAAAUAUGAUCUGGAGAUUAAAGCGUUGGUGCAGAUUAGAAGAACACCUGGUGAUUUGCCUGCAGGAUAUCCGAGACAGUCCUGGACCUUUGAACCUUCUCACAGAAUUUAAUGCCAAAGUGAAAGAAAUGUUUCACCAACUCAGACUUCGAAUACAGGAUUUGGAACAGAUGGCAAAGGAACAAGACAAAGAAUCUGAGAAGCAGAUGUUGCUGGCUGAAGUGGAGAAUCAUCACAAACAAAUGUUAAGCAACCAAAAUGCUUGGCGAAAAGCAAACCUGGCCUGCAAACUUGCCAUAGACAAUCAUGAAAAAGAUGAAUUGCUUCAAAGUGGGGAUUCUUCAGUUCGACAACGGAAGAUGACAAAGGAAGGCUUAGUACAGACAGCAAGCAGCAUUACUGAGAGCUUGAUGACUAUCAGCAGGAUGAUGUCGCAACAAGUGCAGCAAAGUGAAGAAUCAGUGCAAACAUUGGCAACAUCUUCGAGAACAGUUCAGGAAACAAAUGAAGAAUUUAAAAACAUGACCGGCACGAUUCAACUGGGUCGCAAGCUGAUCACAAAAUACAAUCGCAGAGAGUUGACUGACAAGCUGCUUAUUUUCCUCGCUUUGGCUUUGUUUUUGGCAACAGUGGUGUACAUUUUAAAGAAACGCAUCUUCCCUUUUUUAUAGAACUGGAACAAAUGGCAGAAAUCAAAUAGACAUUGAAAUAGAGAUUAGAUGCAAAGUGCUGGAGUAACAGCUGGUUAGGCAGCAUCCCUGGAGAAAAAGGAUGGGUGAUUGAGAGCAUUGUAACUUGUGUAAGCAUUAAGGAAGAUAAGUUCAAGUUUUGUUUUUGCAUAUGAAUUGAAAUGGAAGCAGAUUCAAGUGCCUUUUAAAGAAUGGGACAAUGUCUUAAAAUAUAAAUUAAAAUUCCUAACUGGAAGGUAAAUGGACAUCAGAAAGCUAUGCAUUAUUUCCAAAUGUAAUCACUAUCUGCUGGUAAUUGUUGGUUGCAGCUAAGCACUGUAGUCUGUUUCUUGCAUCUGUUUCCCUUCACUUCAGUGGGACUGAGUUUUGGAAUGUUACAUGUACAUGUUCUUCUGAUAAAGGAUGGCUAUCCAGCGCCAUCUGCAUUUCACCGCUUCAAGGAAUUGCUGCCUAAUUAUUAUGCGGAAAGAUGGUACUUUUGUAUUAAGUAACAGUACAUGACUGACUUUGUAAAACAUCAUCGUUUUGUUCAUAUCUAUUCCAUAAUAUGUAUAGUUGAGUAACCUGAAUUUGCUUGAAUUACAAAAAAAUACUCUGUAUCUAUGCAUUGAAAAUAUUACCAAUGUAAGCACUUAUAGUUGUGAACACAGUGCAGUGUUCAGUAAUUUAUUAUCCAUGCAAACAAAACACUAUAAUUUCUCGACGGGACCAAUUAUUUGCUUCCAUAAUUAACAAAACCCUAUAAAUUAAUAUACCCUAUAAAUGUUCACAGUUAUUAAUAGUUACACAAGUAUCUGGGUCUUAUGAAUAUUAAUAAUGAAGCAUGUCAUUAUUAUUAAAAGGUUUGCACCCUUUCAAGGGAUUUAAAUUUGUCGGUUAAUUUUAUUUGGCAUACAUAUCGAACUGUUGGCUAGGUUGUAACUAUUUAGAUUAACUGAUUGAAAGAUUACAGUUGCAACGUUAAAAUAAAGUAUUGGAGAAAUUAUUUAUUUUACAUCUAA